Messenger RNA from Aspergillus lentulus, 651 nucleotides. RefSeq lists its product as uncharacterized. Lineage: Eukaryota; Fungi; Ascomycota; Eurotiomycetes; Eurotiales; Aspergillaceae. The record is from RefSeq and is a predicted model, not a curated record.
AUGACGACAACCUGCCCCUGCCCACCCCAAAUCAAACACCUCUUCUCCACCCUCCCAAAACAAGGCCCCUUCGAAUUCAGCUUCCUCCCCACCAUCACUCAACCCCUCACCGACGUCUCCCAGUCCAUUGAGGCCUGUAAACACCCCUACCACAACUCCAACCAAGACCUAACUACUCCCCUCGUCGAUCUCUCCGACGCAGUGCUCUCCCUCUGCCAUGCAGCCUGCACGACCUACCAUCUCCUUGAUGAUGAGCUAGGUACCGCCGCAGGUAACGGCACCACUACGGCUACUCCUACUUCUACGGCCGAUGCAAGCUCCCCGUUGAGAUGCACCAAAUCACCCAUGGCGCUGGGCAAACUCACCCUCCACGCCGAGGAGGAGACCCUCCUCGCGCGACAGGUGGUCUACGCCGUGCUUACUCGCCUGAGUACUCUCCUGCGCAGUGUGUAUGUCCUUGGGAAGGAGGCGGCGGGCGGCGAUCCGGCGAAUGGUGCGACUGCUACUGCUACUGCCACUGUCGUGGUGGACUUUGACUUGGGGAUGGCGUUGGGGAGGAGGUCGGGCCUGUAUGGUCGGGAGAGCGACGGGCCUGUCAGUCAGUGUUUGUCGAGGGUGUUGGCGCUGUUGGGCAGAUUGUUUCCCGCGUGA